AUGGAGAGGUCUCUCGACAGCUACUCCGUCAAGGACGUCACUUACAGCUGCGGGUACUGCGGCUACGCGCUGAACCUGAGCUCCUCGGCGCGGGAUACGGAGGGCAUCGGGUCCAAGUGCCGCAAGCAGAUCAAGAAGGGCGUCGUCGCCUUCGUCGCGGUCGACGAGAGCCGGUUCACGCUCACCGACGAGGUCACCUGUAUGCCCUACUUCCGCUCCACCCGCUCCUGGGGCCUCUUCAGGAGGCGGGCGCGCCUGCUCUGCCGCAAGUGCGACGGACGCAUCGGCAACGCCUACGACGAGGAGGACGCCGCCGCCAGGGACUCCAGCUCCAGCCUGUUCGACGGCGACGGCUCCUCGGAUGACAUGCGCCGGAGCUCCGGCUUGGGCUCGGGCCGCAGCAGCAUCGUGUCCAGCCAGAAGAACUACGUGAUCAAGAUCAGCCCGCUGCAGCCGUCGUCAGAAGAUUCUGCUGCUGUUGUUCCCUUCACACAUCGAUGA
Messenger RNA from Miscanthus lutarioriparius, 501 nucleotides. The record is from the annotation of a GenBank genome assembly. NCBI's taxonomy places the organism in Eukaryota, Viridiplantae, Streptophyta, Magnoliopsida, Poales, Poaceae.